Echinostoma caproni is the source of this 504-nucleotide messenger RNA. The record is from the annotation of a GenBank genome assembly. Lineage: Eukaryota; Metazoa; Platyhelminthes; Trematoda; Plagiorchiida; Echinostomatidae.
AUGCCUGGAAGGUCAAUGGGUAGAGGUCAGACGGAGUCCAAUCUUCUGGUCCUCCAAGUUGGGGAUUCGACCCGAGUUAGCGUCUCAGUUAAAUCAAACUUGGCCGAGGCCAAACAACAGGGAAUCGAACAAGUUGGUUCAUGGGAUCCCUUUCCGAACAAGAUUUACGGAGAGCAGUUGGUCGCUCUAAACCUUGACCGAAUUUCAUAUUGGUUGGCCCGUGGGGCGGAACCCAGCACGCGAGUGGCCGAACUCCUAGGCAUCGCGGGAGUCCUUCCGGUGCAUCCAAGGAGCUAUCUGGUUGCGCAUCGUGCUCGAUCAGCUACUGCGGCUUACACCGAAGAACAGAAAGCAACCAUUGCUCCGGCACCUACAACAGAGGAUGCUGAAACUGAACAAAACACGGGAGACCAGCCACCAGAGCCUAAUCCUAUUAGUCGCCCAGACUCAGUUUGGCGCCGCGGUCGAGAACCCCCUUGGUGGUGGUUUACCGGUCUCACUUAA